AUGGCCGCCGCCGAGCUGCAGGCGGUGCUGCAGGCAGCCGACCCCUGGGCUACUGACCUGCUGCUGUCCGCGCUGGCGGCGGCAGCGGCGUCGCGGCGGCGAGCCACCUGCACGACGCCCUUCCCCACCAGCCUCUUCCAAACAGCAGACGGCGAGCGGGACUAUGAUGCGCUGCUAGAGAAUGUGCAGACGCUGCCGCCAGCGGGGCCCUUGGCUGCUGCACUAGACGGCCUGUCGCGGCAGCAGGCCUCGCUGCUGCACUGGCUGCUGACCCACAGCCAGCGGCCCGUGGGCGGCGUGCGGCGCUGCACGCUACGCGCGGUGCAGGAGCAGAUGCCGCUGCUGACGGGGUGGAUGGUCGACGUGGGGCGCAACCCGGGGCUGCGCCCUCACGCCGUGCUGCAGCUGAGCGAGCUGCCGCGCGACCUGGUGGAUGGCAGCGGGCAGCGGGUGCUGGCAUUCCACGGCACCUCAAUGGACAACAUACACUCCAUCCUGCACCACGGCCUGCUCAAUGCCUCGGGCACGCGCCUGGAGCGCACCGGCUACGUGUUUGGCAAGGGCAUCUACUUCUCCAGCGAGCCCCACGUGGCCUUCGCCUUCAGCCUGCCCACCGACUGCUGGCGGCACAGCGCGCUGGGCCAGCGCCUGCGCUGCCUGCUGGCCUGCAGCGUGCAGCACGAGCACGCGCUGGGCACGCACAACACAGACCUGGUCCCAGACAAGUAUCUGCUGGUGGAGCGCAUGGAUGCCGUGCAAAUCCACUUCCUGUUUGUGUACGUGGACGCUGCACCCACGCCAGCGGAGCCUCCGGCGGCACCAGGAGCGGCAGUAGCAGCGCACGCACCCGCCCCUCAGCAGCAAGCUCCGGCGCAGGCAGCUGUGGCGCAAGCAGCGCACGGAGCAGCACACCAGCAGCAGCAGCAGCAGCAACAACAGCGCUCGCCAUUGCUAUACCUCAUCGCCGCCUACCUGGGCUGGUUGGUGUUUGUGGGCCUGCGCGACAAUUGGCCUUACAUUCGGCGGGUGCUACGCCGCAAGUUUGGCAUCCGGCUGUAG
Molecule: messenger RNA, 1059 nt
Organism: Chlorella variabilis
Lineage: Eukaryota; Viridiplantae; Chlorophyta; Trebouxiophyceae; Chlorellales; Chlorellaceae
Exons: 3
Coding region: 1-1059 (352 amino acids)
Molecular function (GO): NAD+ poly-ADP-ribosyltransferase activity
Source: RefSeq, a predicted model, not a curated record